Messenger RNA from Striga hermonthica, 576 nucleotides. The record is from the annotation of a GenBank genome assembly. NCBI's taxonomy places the organism in Eukaryota, Viridiplantae, Streptophyta, Magnoliopsida, Lamiales, Orobanchaceae.
AUGUUGCAAUUACAGAAGCUCCUCAGCUCAAUCUUGCUAUACUUAGUGCCCAACAAGCUGAGAACUUAUCUCCCACCUUCUUGGUACCAACAACACCACGAACACAAAAGAGAGCUCACCCGAAUAAUGGACCCUGACGAGCUCGAACGAGUUUUCCAAAUGUUCGACCUCAACGGGGACGGGCGGAUCACAAGGGACGAGCUCAGCAGGUCCCUCGAGAACAUGGGCAUCUUCAUCCCGGACGAUGAGCUGGCGCACAUGAUCGCCAAGAUCGAUUCCGACGAGGACGGGUGUGUCGACAUGGACGAGUUCAGAGUCCUUUACCGAAACAUCAUAACUGAGGGAGAGGAGGAGAUGAGGGAUGCCUUCAACGUGUUUGACCUGAAUGGGGACGGCUUCAUAACGGUGGAUGAGCUGAGGUCAGUGCUGCCCGGGCUUGGGCUCCAGCAAGGGAGGGCGGCUGAGGACUGUAGGAAGAUGAUUAUGAAGGUGGAUGCAGAUGGAGAUGGGAGGGUCGAUUUUUCCGAGUUCAAGUGUAUGAUGAGAGGGGGAGGUUUUGCGUCAUUGCGUAACUGA